AUGUCGAUGUACAACCCGCAUCGGGGCAUGGGCCCAGCCGCGAGCAACGCCCGGCUCAAUGAGUUGCUGGAUGGCAUUCGCGCCGAGUUCGAAAGCCAUGCUCGAGCUAGUGGGGAGGCCGAACACUCCAUUACACAGCAAAUCAACGAGAUGGCCAUGGUUCGCGAGAAGGUGUAUGCGAUGGAACAGACACAUCUGGCUUUGAAGCAGAAGUACGAAGACGAGAUUCGAAGCCUUCAUCGCGAGCUGGAAGCUCGAGGAGCAAAUCCUCGUCCAUCAGGCAUUGGUCCCCCACCACCUCCACCGCAAAAUGCUGGUCCCUCCCAAGCACCACCAUCGCUCGGCCAUGGCCCUAGCAAUCUAUUCGGUGGCAUAAUGGCAGGUCAAGGAGGCCAAGGAGGUCCAGGUCUUGCCCCGCCACCGCAAUCAGAUCAGCAUCCCCCUAUCCAGCACCAGAUGCCGCAGCCCCCGCCUCCGCCUGCUCCCCCGGGACCUCCCCAACAACAACAGCAGCAGCAGCAACAGCAGCAACCACCACCUCCUCCUUUCCCAAGUGUUGGGUAUCCACAGGGACCGGCGCCUAAUGGUUAUGGCGCGCAGCCUCCUCAAUCUACAUCAUCUCCCGGCCCAGGCAAAGGUCGCGUGCUCACUCGUGGACCUGGCGGCCCGGCGACGCCUCAGUUGAAUCAGCCAAUGCCAUAUCCGGGAGACCCAAGAUCUGCAGUCUCGCCGCAAGUCGGCCACCCAGGCCCUCCUCCACAUCCUCAGUUCAGAGUGGGCAAUGCUCUUGCCGAACUAGACCUGGAGCGCUUGCCCGCCCACCAGAAGAAGGUUGAUGCGGAUUGGUUUGCGAUCUUCAACCCCGAAGUUCCGCGGGUUCUUGAUGUUGACCUCGUUCACACCCUUCAGCAUGAGAGUGUCGUCUGCUGCGUUCGAUUCAGCCACGACGGAAAGCAUGUUGCAACCGGCUGCAAUAGAUCCGCCCAAAUUUUCGAUGUUAUAACAGGACAGAAGGUUUGCGUACUGCAGGACGAGAGUGUUGACUCGGUUGGCGAUCUCUAUAUCAGAAGCGUCUGCUUCAGCCCGGAUGGAAGAUAUCUUGCAACUGGUGCCGAGGACAAAUUGAUCCGAGUUUGGGAUAUUGCUUCCAGAACCAUCCGCAACACAUUUGCUGGCCACGAACAAGAUAUCUACUCAUUAGACUUUGCUCGUGAUGGACGUACCAUUGCCUCCGGCAGUGGCGAUCGUACUGUGCGCCUGUGGGAUAUUAACGAAGGCCAAAAUAUCCUCACCCUUAGCAUUGAAGACGGCGUUACUACUGUUGCCAUCUCUCCUGAUUGCAAGCUUGUUGCCGCUGGUUCUUUGGAUAAGAGUGUCCGUGUUUGGGACGCCGUCUCGGGCUACUUGGUUGAGCGACUUGAGGGUCCCGAUGGCCACAAGGAUUCCGUGUACUCGGUCGCAUUCGCGCCAAACGGAAAGGAUCUUGUAUCUGGAAGUUUGGACAAGACUAUCAAGAUGUGGGAGCUUGCUGCUCCACGGGGUGGGCAUCCCAGCAAUGCACCAAAGGGUGGACGUUGCAUCAGGACCUUCGAGGGUCACAAGGACUUCGUUCUGUCCGUUGCUCUGACGCCCGACGGAAACUGGGUUCUUUCCGGAUCCAAGGACCGCGGCGUGCAAUUCUGGGACCCCAGAACUGGUAACACUCAACUCAUGUUGCAAGGCCACAAGAACAGUGUCAUCUCGGUGGCACCAAGUCCAAGCGGCGGAUCAUUCGCCACUGGCAGCGGAGACAUGAGGGCAAGAAUCUGGAGUUAUAAGCCAUACAUCCCCUAA
Messenger RNA from Venustampulla echinocandica, 1833 nucleotides. RefSeq names its product WD40 repeat-like protein. The coding region runs from base 1 to 1833 and encodes 610 amino acids. The transcript is spliced from 5 exons. Gene Ontology annotation, molecular function: protein binding. Lineage: Eukaryota; Fungi; Ascomycota; Leotiomycetes; Helotiales; Pleuroascaceae. The record is from RefSeq and is a predicted model, not a curated record.